Zophobas morio is the source of this 543-nucleotide messenger RNA. Its product is annotated as endocuticle structural glycoprotein SgAbd-5-like. Lineage: Eukaryota; Metazoa; Arthropoda; Insecta; Coleoptera; Tenebrionidae. Bases 102 to 422 code for a protein of 106 amino acids. The record is from RefSeq and is a predicted model, not a curated record. Gene Ontology annotation, cellular component: chitin-based extracellular matrix. Gene Ontology annotation, molecular function: structural constituent of chitin-based larval cuticle. The transcript is spliced from 3 exons.
GUAAAUACAGUCCGGGCAAUACAGGGAUCAUCUCAUAUAAAAGCGAGAACCUUCAUCUCAUCUUCAGUCGCUAUUGUGGUCACUAGGUACAAAAUUCCGCAAUGAAAUUGAUUUCAGCUCUGGCCGUCCUCGUGGCUUGCGCCGCCGCCGCGCCCCAACGGGACUCCAAAGACGCCGUCAUCGUCAAGUACGAGAGCGACAACAUCGGCCUGGAUGGAUACAACUUCGCGUAUGAGACGAGUGAUGGGACUUCGGCUCAGGAGCAAGGGCAGCUGCAGAACGCUGGGUCUGAGAACGAGGCGAUUUCCGUCCGCGGACAGUUCUCGUUCGUGGGGUUGGACGGUCAGACGUACACGGUGACGUACGUAGCGGACGAGAACGGGUUCCAGCCACAGGGAGCGCACAUCCCCAAGAGCGCCUAAUUGUUAGUUUUGUAAUUUAUGUGACUGCCAUCUCGACCGCCGGUUUUUACACAGUUUUCAUAAAACUGUGCAAAAAUCGAUUAUUUAUAAAAAUGUAAAUAAUAAACUAUAGACACACCAA